AUGUCCCGAAUUCAGCCUGACGCGCCUAACCCCUUCCACGGCCGUUUCAACCAUGCUCUACGGAACAUUCCAGGCACCAUGCAACUGCAAAUCCCGUUGGUAACGGGGCCAAGCUUCCCCUGCUACUUCCUCGACUACGUGUGCGACAAUCAAAUCUGCACUGGCCGCUAUACCCAGACGGAACAGAUGUUACCGUUUGAGCCCACAGGGAACCAAGCGGCUCCCGAAGUCCUGGUCGAGGAUUCUCUCGGUUCAGCAACGGAGGAGACGCUACGUAUGAUCGACGACCAGUUACAUGAGACCUUGCUCGAAGCAUUCAGUCACCGGGUGGACCCUAUUGUCCGAGUACUGCACUGGCCGUCAUUCCAGGAGAAGUGCAGCAUUUUCAGGCGAAGAAGACAAUCACAGAUGCAGAUGCCGGUAGGUGCUGCAUAUACAGGUGCAUACGUCCAAGAUCCCCAUUACUCCGCACAGCAAACUUCACCAUUUACGGGCUCUGCUAUCCCGACCAUUCAAGGACCAACCCUGGGUGGCGACAAGCAGUCAAGUGCGACUUUUGAUCGAGCAUUCGCCACCUUACUUUGCACUGUAUACUAUGCUUCCAUCAUUUCGAUAAUACACGGACCAAACCCUUCAGAUCUUGCCCAGAGUAUCAAUGCAGUUGGUUUAUGGUCAUCACUCAGAAGGGAGAUGACGUCGAGGCUAAACAUUAUGGACGAAAGCUUUGUACAGGCGGCCUCGAUGGAACUACUACAAGCUAUGGUACUUUACCUAUCUGUCGAACUCGGUACUGUAAACCCUCAACGGCAAUGGCUACAGCUUGGCACAACGAUACAUAUGGCUCAGUCUUUGGGUGUUCAUCGGGAUCCUUCUACAUUCGGUCUCGGCCCUAUAGAGAUCGAGACACGUCGUAGACUAUGGGCUCAGAUUUGUAUCUUGGACUCGCGACUAGCUGAACAACUCUGCCGCGAACCCGCAAUCAAUCCGGACACCUUCGACAUAUCUCUUCCGCUAAGCAUUGCUGACCAGAAUCUGACCGAGCUUGAUAUACAUAGCAGGUCGGCUCACCAAGACUCCGACAUGGACCUUGCGAGGUUUCAGGAGGUGGAGGACUCUCAAGAGCACGCGGUUCCAUUCUCGCCUAUGGCUCUACUAAUUGUAGAGGCGGAAACAGCGCGUCAACAACAGCAACUCCUGUGUCUCCGGUAUAAUCCCCGGGAUCGUCCACUCCGAACGAGCUCUACGUCACCAAUAGCAAAGCGAGCCAUUCCCUUCUCAGGCAGGACAGACAGAAUGCAAUGGGCCAACGAACUACAGGCGAGGUUCUCGGCACGAUAUAACUGGGAUCAUUACGAUAACUCAGACCCACUACAGUACCUGGUGGUGGAGAUCUGUCAAAUUAAUCUGCUGAAGAUCAAGCUCAUGGGCAGUAUGACCCAACGGAAAGAAAUUUCUGCCACAAGCCAGUACGCGCAUUCGGAAAUCCUCAGCACCUUCCACGACGCUUUGCAUCUGGCAUCACGCUGUGCCGGUCUAAUGCAUCAAUACUCAAACUCUCCCUAUAACUGGUAUACCCGGCGAGUCCGCGACGUGUAUUCCUGUUCGUUUCUGGCGGUAGCUCUCUCCUCCGACCAGCAGCUUAGCGUAGAGGACACGAGCACGGCCUGGUCCGUUCUAGACCAGCUUUUCCCUGCGGACGCCGCUCAACGACCUAUGGAGCCUGGUAUGCGCGAGACACUACUUGAGAAAAUAGUCACGAAGGCUCGCAUGAAGAAGGAGCUACGACUUCAUAUACCAGUUGGUACUCACCUGGGAGAGCAUGCCAUGCAAGCGUCAGCUGAAGGAUAUCCGGCGCAUAUUGCCCCACAUCCUUCAGCCACGUCCCCUGCCAACUUUGGGCAAAGAUCUGCUUUCCAAACAACUGGUAAUAUCUUUGAAGACUGGGAUGCUCUUGUACAGGAGCAAAUAUGGCCUGGAAGCCUACCUGGUGACAACAACUAUUGGGUAUGA
This is a messenger RNA of Paraphaeosphaeria sporulosa, 2010 nucleotides long. RefSeq lists its product as uncharacterized. The record is from RefSeq and is a predicted model, not a curated record. Gene Ontology annotation, biological process: DNA-templated transcription. Gene Ontology annotation, molecular function: zinc ion binding; DNA binding. Lineage: Eukaryota; Fungi; Ascomycota; Dothideomycetes; Pleosporales; Didymosphaeriaceae. The coding region runs from base 1 to 2010 and encodes 669 amino acids. The transcript is spliced from 4 exons.